UUUCCGCCCGUUUACAGGCAUUUACAUAAAACCUCGCAAAGGCAAGAAGUUCUCACAUUGACAUGACGACCUUGGCCAUCAGCUGCGGGGAUGAAUUCUUCCUUCUUUCUUCCAUUUCUUCAUUCAUUAUCGCUGUCAUUCUUUAACUCUUUACUUCACUACUGCCCCCAAGUCUUGCCAGGUGCAGGACUUUCUUCAUCUUUUCAUUUCUUCACAAAAGCCACGGCCGAAGAUGGCGUCGACGUCGUCCAGCAUUUCUACCCUUGAACAACAGCCAGAGGCAGGACCCUUACCUGUGAAGCGAGGAGAAAUUGGGUUUUCAGAGGAACUCCAUGGGCAGAGUGAGCAGACGCGAGCGACAACACCCAUUCCGACUCUUCCAAUACGACAUCCCGCUGAUAGAGAUGCUGCUCCUGACAUAGGCGCAAAUCCAACCCCUUCCUCACCUUCAUCCGGCAAUCCUUCCUACGAUCCUUCCUGGUCCAGCAAACCUUUUAUGUCCUUUUGGAAAAGCAAUACGACGCUCGGCGGAGUGCAGCUGGCCACCCUAUUGGCAUUCUUGGUGCAGUUAUUCCUCCUGGUUGGAACCAUAUCAGCAUGGAUCGCUGCGGCACAAUACCUGUCGCGAGCGGCAGCGGGAGGUCCGAUGGCCAGCAGCUCUGUCAUUUUCGUUCAUGUCAUAUUCGCAGUAGGCAUCCUGGGCCAGCUCCUAUUCCUCGAGCGUCGGAUAUACCGCCUGCGCGCCGAGAGAUACGCAUUCCUGCGCUCAGAUGAGAUUCUUCCUACCUAUCACAGACAGGCAUCCGUUAAUACGACCAUGUCAUAUGCGCCUUGGCAUCGGCCACCACUACCAACAUACGCUGCUGCCCUCGCUCAGAGUGGGGUCGGUACGGGCGACGUCGAGGAUCAUAUAAUAGCGGCACCUCCUCCCCCAGCAUAUGGAAACACGCGCGGAAGCACGCUUUUGCUGAGAGGGUUCCUUAGAGAGAGCUUGAGGGCACAAAGGCCGAUCCAAGAUGAGCAGUGGGAAGCAAUUCAGGAUGCGGAGAGAGCGAGAAAGCUGGAAGAAACGCUGGCCAGGUUGGAACGACCUGUGAGUGCACGUUGAAGAUGACACUCAUGUUUUGCACAGACAGAGCUGUAACUUGUUAGAAGGAUAUUGACCAUCUUUCGUGCUUGUAUCUUGGGAAAUCUAUUCACAGCAUUUAUGUGUAUCAAUCGGCGAAACAAUACAAAGUGCCCCGUUAAACAAGGAUCUCCUUGAUACGGUUUGAUUCCGUCAAAUGCUACCCUGAUCGAAGCAGCGCAGCCCUCAUCGAGUCAUUCUGUCAUUUGCUGACUAACUUCCUGGUGAUCUGCCCGGCAUUUGCAAUGCAGUUCGUGAGUCACAUCUAACUUUUGCGGUCCUCCAGAGUCUUUGAAAGGUU
Molecule: messenger RNA, 1427 nt
Organism: Guyanagaster necrorhizus
Lineage: Eukaryota; Fungi; Basidiomycota; Agaricomycetes; Agaricales; Physalacriaceae
Exons: 3
Coding region: 233-1108 (291 amino acids)
Source: RefSeq, a predicted model, not a curated record